This is a messenger RNA of Vicia villosa (hairy vetch), 3873 nucleotides long. RefSeq lists its product as uncharacterized. NCBI's taxonomy places the organism in Eukaryota, Viridiplantae, Streptophyta, Magnoliopsida, Fabales, Fabaceae. The coding region runs from base 1 to 3873 and encodes 1290 amino acids. The transcript has 6 exons. Gene Ontology annotation, biological process: telomere maintenance; DNA repair. The record is from RefSeq and is a predicted model, not a curated record. Gene Ontology annotation, molecular function: DNA helicase activity.
AUGUUUUCCUUCACGUCUCCGGGAAUGAAAUUCGACAAAACCGUUGCUGAUGGGAGAGGGCCGCCUACAUUGCGCCUGCAUGGUCAAACAUGUCACCGAAUAGGGACGUUGAUACCGGAAAAUGGUCAGACACCUCAGUAUGCUCAGCUUUAUAUUUUUGACACUGACAAUGAAAUAGAUAACAGGAUCAAGUGUUUCAGUGACAGUGAUGUGGUGAAUAGGGAUGUUGUUGGUAAGUUGAAGGAUAUGUUGGACGACUGCAAUCCACAUGCAAAGGUAUUUCGAAUGGCGAGGGAUCUUUUGAGGGGCAACCCUUACUUAGACUUAAAGAUACGAUUAAUCAGUGAUCGUCCCCAGGAUGGCCGUGUCUACAACACACCAACGACAUCAGAAGUUGCUGCUCUUAUUGUUGGAGAUAUUGAUCCUGAUACAACGCGAGACAUCAUCAUCCACGCCCGCAAUGGCCAUUUGCAACAAAUUACCGAAUUUCAUCCUGCUUACUUAGCAUACCAAUACCCUCUCAUCUUUGUUUAUGGAGAGGAUGGAUACAGGAAAAAUAUACUACACAACUAUGAACAUGAGCAUGAGGUUACGAGGAAAAAUCGUCAAUCAAUCAUGGAUUGGCUAGCUUUCCGGCUACAGGAUCGCCACGUCGAGGCAAAAACAUUACUUCAUUCACGACGACUUUUUCAACAGUUUUUAGUGGAUGGGUUUGCAAUGAUGGAGUCUGAGCGUCUCAAUUGGUUAAGGACCAACCAAUCCAAGUUACGAGUUGGAAAGUAUAACAACUUGAAUGAUCGAUGCAACGGAGCUGAGGCAAAUACGGCACCAAAGCGAGGAAAACGAGUUGUUCUGCCAUCUACAUUUGUUGGGAGCAAGCGUUACAUGGAUCAACUCUAUUUCGAUGGUAUGGCCAUUUCAAGUAAGUUAGGCUUCCCUGAUUUGUUUGUGACGUUUACUUGCAAUCCUGCUUGGCCGGAAAUACAACGUGCCCUUUCCGGAACCAACUUAAAGCCACAUGAUAGACCUGACCUUAUUACUAAAGUGUUCAAAAUAAAAUUUGAUGAACUAAUGGAUGAUAUAACAAAGCGCCACGUUCUCGGGAAGGUUAUUGCAUUCAUGUACACUAUUGAAUUUCAAAAAAGGGGAUUGCCACAUGCUCACAUAUUAGUCUUUUUGCACAAUCAGAACAAAUACCCAACACCAACUGACAUUGAUAAAAUUAUCUGUGCUGAGAUACCGGACCCCGUGUUGGAACCAACUUUGUACAAACUGGUGUCGGCCCACAUGAUGCACGGCCCGUGUGGUCCAUCCCGUAUGACAUCACAGUGUAUGAAAAAUCUAAAAUGCACUAAAUUCUUUCCCAAGAAGUUCCAAGAAGACACAGUUGUUGAUGCAGAUGGCUAUCCCCUCUAUAGAAGACGUUCUAAUUCUCAUGUCAUUCAAAAAAACGGCGUCUCUUUGGACAACCGACAUGUUGUACCUUACAACGUAAGAUUCCUUUUGAAAUACCAUGCACAUAUUAACAUGGAGUGGUGCAACCAAAGUACAUCCAUCAAAUAUCUAUUCAAAUAUAUCCAUAAGGGUUUCGAUAGAAUCACAGCAACAAUAACAACAAACUCAGGCUCUGUUGCCGACAAAGAACCAAUUGAUGAGAUCAAACAAUAUCUGGAUUGUAGGUAUGUCUCCCCGUGUGAGGCAUGUUGGAGGAUCUACUCUUACAAAAUCCAUGGAAGGAGGCCAGCGGUGGAACGAAUGUAUUAUCAUUUAGUAGGUGAAAAAGCGGUUUACUACCACGAUCACGCAAGAAUGGAGGAUAUACUGGAAAAGGCAAGCGUCACAGAGUCAAUGUUCACGGCUUGGUUGGUUGCUAACAGCAAGUACGAAGAAGCGCGGGAGCUCACAUAUGGCCAAUUUGUCUCUAAAUUUGUCUAUGAGAAAAAAAGCAGAACUUGGAAACCGCGUAAAAAGGGCUUCAGCAUUGGUCGUUUGAUAUGGGUACCCCCGACAACUGGAGAGUUAUUCUACCUACGGCUUAUGUUGACUGUGGUUAAGGGACCUUCUACUUAUGAAGACAUUCGCAAAGUUGGCGACAUACAAUAUGAUACUUUUAGGGACGCAUGCUUUGCAAUGGGAUUCCUUGAAGAUGACCGAGAAUACAUAGGGGCGAUAAGGGAAGCAAGUGAAUGGGGUUCGGGUCAUUUUCUCUGCAAGCUUUUCGUGGUGAUGCUUUUGUCCGGAGCUGUUAAUAGGCCUGGUCAUGUUUGGAAUGAAACAUGGACACUGUUGGCUGAUGGUCUGCUUCAUGAACAAAGGCAGAUAGUAAACAAUGCAGGUUGUGGCCAUGUUUGUAACAAUUUGGUGCUGACUGAAGAACAGUUGAUGAAUUUGACAUUAACUCAGAUUGAAAAGCUGCUGCAAGCAAAUCGAAGAACACUCCACGACUUUAAACCAAUUCCAUAUCCUGACGGUUACGUUCUACAGCAGUUAGGGAACAGACUAAUAUACGAUGAACGAAGUUAUGACGUGUCUGCAAUGCGAACCGAAUUCAACAACCUUUCGAGUGCUCUAACAGAUGAGCAAGCUAAAAUAUUUGAAAAAAUAAUGACCGCUGUCCACGCUCAAAAGGGUGGUGUGUUCUUUCUACAUGGUUACAGUGGAACUGGCAAAACAUACAUGUGGAGAACUCUUGCAAGUGCAUUGAGGUCCAAACAUGAUAUAUGUUUAACUGUUGCGACGAGUGGAAUAGCGUCUCUAUUAUUGCCUGGUGGUAGAACUGCACAUUCGAAAUUCAAGAUACCUGUCCCAACAAUGGAUAACUCUGCCUGCAAAAUCGAGUACGAUGAUGAGGUUGCAGAACUUCUAAGACAGACUAAGCUUAUUAUAUGGGACGAAGCUCCCAUGGCACACAAGCAUGCUUUUGAAGCACUGGAUCGAACUUUGAAGGAUGUGAUGCGCACUUACGGUAAUUCAAAGGAAAUAUUUGGUGGAAAGGUGGUCGUAUUCGGUGGUGAUUUUAGACAGAUUUUGCCCGUUGUUCCUAGGGGAAGUCGUUCUGAUAUUGUACACUCUGCGAUAAAUGCUUCUUACAUAUGGUGGUCGGUUGAAGUUUUGACUUUGACACAGAACAUGCGACUACAAUCUGGCCCAAAUGAACAUGAAAAGAAAGAGAUAGCUGACUUCUCAAAUUGGUUGUUGCAGAUUGGUGAAGGAAAAAUUUCUGAGCCAAAUGAUGGAUUUGCCGACAUUGAACUGCCACAUGAACUUUUGAUAAACAGAUUACACCGAUCCAAUCGUGACAUCAAGGAAUACUACAGCUCAAACACUGUCGACAGGUCGGAAAUUCAUGACACCAAUGUAGUCGAUAUCCUCACACCAGAGUUUCUCAGUUCACUAACUACUUCGGGUUUGCCUAACCACCACAUUAGCCUGAAGGUGGGAACGCCUGUUAUGCUUAUGCGUAACAUAGAUCAGUCGGAGGGUCUGUGUAACGGAACAAGGGUAAUGGUAACUAAGAUGGCCAACCAUGUCAUAGAGGCAAAAAUCAUGGCUGGAAAGAAUUGUGGUAAUUUGGUUUACAUCCCAAGAAUGGACAUGUCUCCCUCACAGUCUCCUUGGCCCUUCAAACUUAAACGGCGUCAGUUUCCAAUAGUUGUUUCGUAUGCAAUGACGAUCAAUAAAUCGCAGGGACAAUCACUGGAUACGGUCGGACUUUAUUUGCCAAGGGACGUAUUCACUCAUGGACAAAUCUACGUGGCACUGUCAAGGGUCACAACUAAGCAAGGAAUCAAAAUAUUAAUAUAUGAUCAAAACGACCAGUCUAAGUCAACCACUACAAACGUCGUGUAUAAAGAGGUUUUCAAUAACAUAUAG